Messenger RNA from Gadus morhua (Atlantic cod), 2326 nucleotides. RefSeq names its product vesicle transport protein GOT1B. Gene Ontology annotation, molecular function: neuropeptide hormone activity. The coding region runs from base 1810 to 2175 and encodes 121 amino acids. The transcript has 7 exons. Gene Ontology annotation, biological process: endoplasmic reticulum to Golgi vesicle-mediated transport; retrograde transport, endosome to Golgi. The record is from RefSeq and is a predicted model, not a curated record. Gene Ontology annotation, cellular component: endoplasmic reticulum; membrane. NCBI's taxonomy places the organism in Eukaryota, Metazoa, Chordata, Actinopteri, Gadiformes, Gadidae.
AGGAUAAGGCCCCCCCGUCGCGUUUGCGGACCGAGUGGGCGAGAGCAACACCAUGGUGUGACACGAUGAUGGACCUCCACCCUGAAGUCUCCGGGGAACACGCUGAGAUCGAUGCUUUUAUAAAACUCCAAGUGGCCACCGGAGGCGCUGUUAUGCUAUAUAUUAUAACCCCCGCCCCCCCCCCCCCCCCCCCUCCCCCACCUUCACCCACCCACAGUGGGCAGAAAGACUACUUUGUAUUUUUACCUGAACGGUGCUGCUGCCAACUCAGGGUCCAACUCACCCUGGUCUCCACAGGAGGUCUGCUCCUCGCUGAAGGAGACGAGGCCGAUCGACCACCUCCUCCUCCUCCUCCUCCUCCUCCUCCUCCUGCCCCUGAAGAGUGCCUCCAUGGGUGGAAUGUACAGAACUCUGGGCCUCCACCCUCCCAGCGGGGUGGAGCGGGUGGAGCAGGCGGUGAUGGGACAUGAAUGUGCCUGUGAUUUAAAACGUGUGUUUAGAAGCCAAGGUGCCAGCGGUCUGGCCUUAUACAAUUAUGAUCUGUUACCUUUUAUGUUUCGGGGCUUUGGUUUGCUUCACGUCAACUGUUGGCGAGCUGUUUGACUACCGAUGGUGGCUAAGGGCCAUGGUGGCCGCCUCUUCUUGGUAUGAUCGGCUGAUGGCACUCAGAUGGCCGCUUCUCCCCUGGUAUGAUCGGCUGAUGGGUUCUGCUUUACAUGUUUGGCUUUGACCAAAAAUUUACUGUAGUUGCAACAAAUUAACUUAUUUGUCAACAACCUCUUCUAAAGAGAAAGUGAGAAAAUCAAUAGAAAAGAAAAAAUGUACUCUAUCGAUCGCUAGUUCUGUUCAACUAUAUCUUCUUUUGUUUAUACAUAUUGGAUUUGAAUCAAUUAAAUUAUCCACAUUUUAUUUUAAGGGCGGUAAUUGUGAUUAAGUUACUAAUGAAAAUCUGUUGUGUUUCCCCCAAAUUCCUACUGUGUUACCCUAAUACAUUAACAGUAUGGACAGGAAUUAAAUUACUUAUAAUUGGACAUCAGGGCAUUUAAUGACCAACUGGCCAAAGAAUACAUUUGUUUCGGGAAUGAAAAGGUUUAGUUUCUGUGUGAGGACCACAGAAGGUUACAUGUGAAACAACAGAAGGUUACAUGUGAAUCAACAGAAGGUUACAUGUGAAUCAACAGGGCUUUGACAAUGUUUUGCUGUUUGGCACUUUUGUAAAUAUAUAUAUAUAAUGAAAGCAUGGAGUGUCGUCAUAGUUUUUCCCCCUUUAAAUCAGAACAGAACCAAUAGAUCCCCUCUUCUACAGUAUAUGCGUCCAGUUAGUGAUUCACUGUAAGGGUUUCAUUCAUAAAGUCUAGAGCUCAUUCAUCUCUGAAAGGCUUCCACAAGCAUAAGCCCCAACAUCAAUAUUGGAACAAUGAAAAAACGAAACGUUGCUUUUAUUAAGAGGCGCCAUAACCAACGUGUCCGACAUUUAAUUAACUCCCUGUGAAUAUCUUUAAAUAGCCCGUCCAUUACCCCGGGAGCAGAGCUCCAACAGUCAGAAUUAUAGGUCACAAAAGUGAAUUGAUUUGGAGCUGCAAUUUAUUCCCUCCCCGCGCAUUGGUCCGACCGUCGUGACCUAUGGCCGCCCGACACCCAUUAACCACUGCUCUGCUUGGGGCAGCCGGAGCUCCCCGCCCCUGAGAGUAUAAAGACAGGGAGCACGGUCCUGACCGGCAGACCCCCGACCUCCGGAUAACCAUCGACUUUCCGAGACCCAGCGGUCCACACGGAUACAGAAAGGCCUGCUCCUUAUCAACGGCGGCCAUGAGAGGGUUAAGGAAAGUGACUUUAGCCCACCUGCUCUCCAUCCUGCUGCUGGCGACGCUCGUCUCGCGUUCGUGGAGCGCGCCGAAGAGUUCUUUCCAGAGGAGGAACUGGACUCCGCAGGCGAUGCUGUACCUGAAGGGAACACAGGGCAGGCGGUUCAUCUCAGAAGACGGGAAGGAAGGAGACGUGUACGACACGUUGCACUUGGAGAGCCAGGGGGGCCUGAGCCCGGAGAAGCAGAGCGUGGACCAGGCCGCCGCCCUGCUGCUCAGCUUCCUGCAGACGCUGAAGGACCAAGCCAACGAAAACGCCAACCAGCUGUCCUUCCAGGACCUUCCGGUGUGGAAGCGGGAAUACUUCUGAUGGAGGCGCGUCUGAAACGGCUCAAGACCAUCCCUGAUUGGGUGUUUAUAAUACUGCGUGCUGCGAUGGGAAGAGAAGACGUUUUGUAAAUACUCGUGCUCGGAUGAUGAUUGUUUGACGUGUUGUUUUAAUAAAAACGAGUUUGAAUUCA